AUGUUUGCAACAAGGAUCCUCUUUGCUGGUCACACAGGCACAACCCUUCUUCUCUUUCUCAUAUGUCUCCAAGUCCAGGCUAGCAGAGCACAGCCUAGUCAUCUUUGCGCUCCUUCUUCAUGUGGCAAUAUCCAUAACAUCAGCUUGCCUUUUAGGCUAAAAGGGGAUCCAUCAAACUGUGGUUACUCUUUCUAUGAGCUAUCAUGUGAGAACAAUCAAACGGUCCUGUACAUGUAUUCAGGAAGAUACCUUGUCCAGUCCAUCAAUUACAAUAACUCCACAAUAAGAGUUUCUGAUUCCAAUGUUAAUAAGGAUAACUGCUCCUCUCUCCCUCAGCAUUCUUUGACAGGAAGCAACUUCAGUUAUGUAGACCCUUAUGAGUGGCGCACCUCUUCUUGGCAACCACUUAAUGAUUCACGGAAGGUGAUGAUCUUCAUGAAGUGUGCGAAUCCGGUGAAGUCUCCUCUUUGUGUGGACACUGUUCCUUGCCUCGACGGAACAAAUUCUUAUGUUUUACUUGAGGCCAAUCUGUCAUAUGUGGAGAACUUAUGCAAAGUGGAGCUAAUUGCUAUGUCAUCGUUGCUGAUGAAAGAUUACAGAAACAUUUCAUACAUGGACAUCCAUAACAAGCUUGUUUAUGGAUUUGAGAUUUGGUGGAAAGAAGUAUACUGUGGAUUUUGCAAAGGAAAAGAAAAGUGCAAACUUUCAGGCCAAGGUUUUUCCUGUCCCACCGAAAGCAUAUUUGACCAAAUAAUCGCCCAAAUUAGAGCACUUUGGUGGUUUAUGUUGUUGAUUCUUGGUAAGAAUUUUUCUGUUCUUUUGGAUUAUAAGUUCAAAUCAUAUUUUCCAGCAGGCAAAGAUGCCAAUGGCAGCUGA
Molecule: messenger RNA, 876 nt
Organism: Dovyalis caffra
Lineage: Eukaryota; Viridiplantae; Streptophyta; Magnoliopsida; Malpighiales; Salicaceae
Source: the annotation of a GenBank genome assembly